Procambarus clarkii (red swamp crayfish) is the source of this 810-nucleotide messenger RNA. The record is from RefSeq and is a predicted model, not a curated record. NCBI's taxonomy places the organism in Eukaryota, Metazoa, Arthropoda, Malacostraca, Decapoda, Cambaridae.
AUGUCUCCGUUCUUGCCUGUGCACGCAUCCGUGCACAAUUAUCUUGGUCAUGUGCACGUGGGGUGCGCGAGGCGUGUGCGCCUGAACGUGAAAGAAGUCUGGAGUCUUCUACUGAAGCCUACUCCAGACCUACUGAAGCCUACUCCAGGCCUACUGAAGCCUACUCCAGGCCUACUGAAGCCUACUCCAGGCCUACUGAAGCCUACUCCAGGCCUACCGAAGCCUACUCCAGGCCUACUGAAGUCAAUCCAGGCCUACCGAGGCCAAUCCAGGCCUACCGAGGCCAGUCCAGGCCUACCGAGGCCAGUCCAGGCCUGCCGAGGCCAGUCCAGGCCUGCCGAGGCCAGUCCAGGCCUGCCGAGGCCAGUCCAGGCCUGCCGAGGCCAGUCCAGGCCUGCCGAGGCCAGUCCAGGCCUGCCGAGGCCAGUCCAGGCCUGCCGAGGCCAGUCCAGGCCUGCCGAGGCCAGUCCAGGCCUGCCGAGGCCAGUCCAGGCCAAGCCGAGGCCAGUCCAGGCCAAGCCGAGGCCAGUCCAGGCCUGCCGAGGCCAGUCCAGGCCUGCCGAGGCCAGUCCAGGCCAAGCCGACGCCAGUCCAGGCCAAGCCGACGCCAGUCCAGGCCAAGCCGACGCCAGUCCAGGCCAAGCCGACGCCAGUCCAGGCCAAGCCGACGCCAGUCCAGGCCAAGCCGACGCCAGUCCAGGCCAAGCCGACGCCAGUCCAGGCCAAGCCGACGCCAGUCCAGGCCAAGCCGACGCCAGUCCAGGCCAAGCCGACGCCAGUCCUCAGUGUCCCUAUUUACUUUUUCACUGA